Messenger RNA from Pleuronectes platessa (European plaice), 8900 nucleotides. It is a transcript of the gene ipmkb, whose product is annotated as inositol polyphosphate multikinase b. The record is from RefSeq and is a predicted model, not a curated record. The transcript has 6 exons. Bases 467 to 1939 code for a protein of 490 amino acids. NCBI's taxonomy places the organism in Eukaryota, Metazoa, Chordata, Actinopteri, Pleuronectiformes, Pleuronectidae. Gene Ontology annotation, cellular component: cytoplasm; nucleus. Gene Ontology annotation, molecular function: inositol tetrakisphosphate kinase activity; inositol-1,4,5-trisphosphate 3-kinase activity. Gene Ontology annotation, biological process: inositol phosphate biosynthetic process.
GCAAAUCAGUACGAGAGCAUCGUGACUGUAGCAUUACGCCGUACACUACGUUUUCUCUGCGUUUUAUUUCGGAAGCCCCGAGCGGAAGUAGUAUUGUUGCGCUGUGGUGGAGGCUGGUGGAAGUGGGAUGUGUCCAGGGUGUAUUUAUGCUGCUGUUCCUGAAAUGAAAAUAACUGGAUCCCAGUUGCUCCGGGAGAUCUGCUUCUCCACCGGCCACAGCGGGCAGACCACAGCGGGCUGACCACACGGGUCACGUCGCUAGUCGAAAACAACGAGCACGACCGAGGCUUGUGUGCGUGUUUCACGUGGACUGGACCUUCUGUGUGAAACUGCUCAACCUGUGCUGGUGGUGGCGGCAUGUGAAUUAAUACAGUCACUUCCAUAGUUUGAUUAUACAUUCAAUUCUUCCGUUUUUGGAACAAGAAUCCGUUCUUGUCCACCUUUUUUUAUUGUUAUUUUUUUACAAAUGUCAGCCACCCAGCAUCAGGUGAUGAUGGAGUCCUCUCUAGCUCUCGGCAGAUUGGACCUGACCUCCAGCUCAGCCGGGGUGGGGGUCAACAUGACCCCGCGGCUCCCCGGCGGACCCCCCGCCAAAGAGCAGAGUGGUCCGGCUCCAGCUCAUCUCAACGGCCCGGCUCAUCUGAACGGCUGCGUCCCCCUGUCACAUCAGGUGGCCGGCCAUAAGUAUGGAGUAGAUAAAGUGGGCAUUUUGCAGCAUCCAGAUGGAACAGUCCUGAAGCAGCUUCAGCCUCCACCAAGAGGUCCACGAGAGAUGCAGUUUUACAGCAUGGUGUAUGCAGAGGAGUGCUGUGAUCCGUGUCUCCUGGAGCUCCAGAACCACCUUCCCAAGUACUACGGACCCUGGUCCUCUCCUGACAGCCCCAGUGACCUGUACCUGAAGCUGGAGGAUGUGACUCGUCGCUUCGUCAAUCCGUGCAUCAUGGACGUGAAGCUGGGCCAGUGCAGCUAUGACCCGUUUGCCUCGCUGGAGAAACGUGAGCAGCAGAUCAGAAAAUACCCACUGAUGGAGGAGAUCGGCUUCCUGGUCCUCGGCAUGAGGGUAUAUAAAGUGUGCAGUGACACUUUUGACUCCUACGAUCAGCACUAUGGAAGAGCACUGGUUAAGGACACGAUUAAAGAAGGUCUGGCUAAAUUCUUCCAUAAUGGUGCUUGUCUCAGAAGGGAUGCAGUGUCAGCCAGCAUCCACAGGGUGCAGCAAAUACUCCACUGGUUUGAGUCCCAGCAUCAGCUGGCCUUCUACGCUAGUUCCCUUCUCUUCGUCUAUGAGGGUCUCCCCUCUUCUUCCUCCUCAUCCUCCUAUUCCAUGCUUCUCAGCACCCCAUCCAUCAGCCCAACCGUGGGGAAAACAGCCAUGUUGUCAUCAGCGGUUGACAGCUGUCAGAGGGGAGAGGGGGAAGCAAGACAGGAAGGGCUGGGGCAGGAAAGGGUAGUGGCCGAGUACAACAACAACAACAUUCAAGUGGUGGUGCCCUGGGACUUCAGCCUAGCCACAAUUUACACCAACCACAUGAAACAUGGCCACCACUGUGCCAAGGGUCAUCUCCAAGGCACCAGUGGAGUCGAUGAAACUGUGGAGACAUCAGUGAGCUCAGUUUCUGGAGAUAACAACUCUAUAUUGUGUCAGGAAGACAACUCCACAUGGAAACGAACAGGAGAGUCAGAGCAACCACCAAACGGCAACAGAAACAAAUCACAACUGGAAAGAAAGGUUGUCGAAGGAGAGAGGGAGAAGGAGGCAGAGGAGCUGAAAGGACAAGGACACGAGACAAAAGAGGAGAGUCAGAGAGACACAGAGGUGGAGGUGAGGAUGAUUGACUUUGCCCACGUUUUCCCAAGCGAGAGCCACGAUCAUGGCUACAUCUACGGCCUCAAACACCUGCUGACAGUGCUGGAGCAGAUCCUCUGUGAUUCUGCGUAGAGCUCCCACUCCUUCCUACCCCAGCUGAAGCUCCACAACUGCUCGUAGUGAACCUCUGUCUCCUCCCCGUCAACCCUCCUUCUGUCUUCUCAAAAGGCGGCGGAGAGGGAAGAAUCAAAGAAGUGAAUAUUAAAACUGAACCAUCAUCAUCGUCGUCAUCUUCAUCAUCUCAACUGGUUGUGAUGGUCCUUUGGUCACGUGCGUGUCUGUGUCUGUACGUGUGCCUGUAUGCAGAGGGGAAGUGGCAUAAGGUGACAGCUGCAUUUCUACAUGCUACAUGCACUAGUCAGUCCAUGAAGGCAUUACAACCCUGUACUUAAACACAACAUCUUUAGCUGCAUGAUUUACUGAUGCCCACACAAGCUCCAUGUAACCUGACUUCAACGUUAGUCCAUUUAGAAUGGAUUUAAAUCUCAAAGUGGUUAACAGUACAUAUGAAACUAGGGGUAGGGAUUAUAACAGAUAUAAUAGGAAUUAGGCAAGUAACAGGGAUUUCUCUCCACAGUUUAUAUCAUAGCAACUGUCCCUUUAAAGUCUUUGGUGUGCUGCACAGGGUUAUGGCAAUAUGGUUUUACAUGUCUUUGACAGCAAUGUGAAUCAAGUACUUGGAUUUCUUUUUUCAGAGGCCAAAUGCAGACAUUCCAGUAACAAUUGAAUUUCUUAGAAAUAUGCUAUAUACUGUCAAUAUUGCAAUAUACAAUAACUUGUACUGUGAUAGCCAUGUUCCUCCAUAUUGCCAUUGCCACUGAUACCUUACAUGUAUUUUGAUAAAGCAAUCCAGCGCACAAUGGGUCAGUUUUUAAUCAGAUGUCUGAAGCUUAGUAGCUGUAAUAAUUUCAGUGCUUUCUUUAAAUGAAAAACUAUGUAACUUCUGCUGAGCAGCGGCAACAAGUAGCUUCUGCAGCCACAAGUGGUUUAUACAGGAUGCAGGUACAUUCAGAUCUGUGGGAUCUAAUUCUGAGCAUUAAGGUAACUAGAAGCAGCGCAAACACAAAAUCAUAAUUUUUAGUACAAACCAGCAGUCACGCUUUCCUAAAAACAUCUAGUGUUAUCGAUACAAGGAUUAACCUCUGUCGUGAUGUCUCUACUUAGAAUACCAAACCUGCUUUUCUUUUAUUAGCUGAACACCCACAUGUGGAGUGUGACGUAGUGCCCUGAAGCAGUACGCAUUUAUCACAGAAGAUCACACCCAAGCUGUAUGGUGCAGGAAGUUCAGGGUGCAUAUACCAAUCAAGUCAGUAAGCACCAUCACAUGGUUUUUGAACUGUUGAGUUAAGUAAAAUAGUUUCUUUAAAACAUAGGGUUGUUUUUGACAACUGGCAAAUUAGGAGCAAGAUAAGAAAUGAAAAUUAAUAUAGCUGAUUUGAUGCGUUCUAAAAACGUUCUCGAGCGGAACCACUCCUGAUCCUUUGGAUUGGCUUCGUAGUCCUCUGCUCUAAAGCUUUUCUGCAGUGGAAGAAGUUUGUUUGAAUCUAAUGGAAAUUGAUCUGUUGACUUGAGCUUAGUGGCUUUUAUUAUUCCCACAAUAGUAGUUUAACAGCUGUGGGUUAGGCUGAUCCUCAGUCAUAUGCUGAAAACUGAAGUUUCAUUUCCAGUUUAUUGAAAUGAAGCAACCAGAAAGUUAGUGCACUUUAGUUGAUAGCUAUCAGACAGUGAGGCCUUUAUUUAUAUAUAUAUAUAUAUAUAUACAAACUACAUAAACUACAGUAACUGAUAUGGCACAGUAAAAGGCUCCUUUUGGUUCACAGCUCGCUGCCAAAUUCCUUCAUUGCUAAAUUCAAUCGUCUUCAGGACGUCUUGAGGGUUCGUCCACACAGACUUGAUGUAAGUUUGUGAGCAUUGGGUCAACAAUAAGUCUGCAGAAUGUUGAUGUUUAAGUCGGGUUGUCAUUUUGUGUUUUUGUUGAAACCACUGUCUACAGGUAUCUAACUCAGGUAAAUUUACUGUAAGAAAACUGUUUAAUAUUACUACUUUUGUCCUACAAGAUGAUCCUCAUGCUGUCUGGUUGUUCAACUCUACAUGAUUGUUUUAUAUAGUCUUAUCUCAUGAUUGACCUUAUCUCAUCCUCUUAACCGUACAAUGAACUUACACAGUAUAUUGUCUUUUUCCAUGAAUAUUUUAAUUGUUGUACAUGUUCAGCUGCCAAAUCCCCUCUUUUAUCUGAAGCCUGUGCUCGUUGCUGUGGACUAGAACUCCGUCUUGGAUUAGCUAUGAGUUACACUUGGAAGCUCCACCCUUCCCAGUGCAUUAUGGGGUUUGACAGAAGCAGCAUGUUAUACUGGGUGACAUAUGCUGUGCUUUGAUUGGUUGAUAUUACAUUAAUAAUUAUAACUUCCCUAAGGAUUUUUAAGAUUGUAGAAUAACAGUUUUGAGACGUGCUGCUUUAAUGAGAUUCUACUGACGAGUCGCUGCUAAAAAGGGAAAGACAGCAACUGAAUGGUUUUAUGUUUUUGGUGGGGUUUGGGGGGGGGGGGGGGGGGCUUCUUUGGCUCAGUGCAGGUGGAUGUCAACACGAUAACAGGUGGAGCCUACAGCUUCACUGGUUAGUCCUGUUUGGUUAAGAUACACAGAGUGAUGAUCUGUACACUGAUUCUAAUGUUGCCAUACCAGGACUGUUAAAGGUGCCGUGAACUGUAUUGAGACCAGUGCUCUCAAUUGACAAAGUGUAGCUGCCGUGGAUUUCUGGAAGCCGGAGGCCUUUUGUCUUGUCGAGAAAUAACAUAGAUCUUGUGUCUUUCAGCCUUUUGGGCCAUGGCCUUCAUCAACAGAUUUAGAUUCAGUUGUUGCAAGCCACGAGAGUAAGCUGAAAGCUCUGGAAAAACACAUUAAUUAAAACAUUUCUUUGAAUUUUGUUUUGUUGGACUUUGAAGCUCAAGUUCUGUUCAGAUGAGCAGAUAUUGAUGAACAGUUUUAUCUUGAGUUUGAUAAGCCAUGGUCACAAUGAGGGAUGCCCCGAGUCGAAUGGAAGCCUUUCGCCCCCAGGCAUUAAUACAGGCAGUGCGUCCCCAGACACCGAGAGGCCCAAGGCAGGUUCACAGUCAGGUUUCGGUCUUUUGAUUAGUUUGUAGUUAAUGUUUUUGUCAUCCCACAUAAGGGAAUUCAAAAAGGAACAAAUAAUUUUAGUAAUUCCACUAAUAACAACAGAAAUGACAGUGCAGCUUUCAGUGUAAAUGUCCAUCCUCAAUUCAGUCUGACUUUCUAGUGUGAUUACAGCCAAUGAAGUGUUGUGUCUCUGCUCCCCUCGCCUGUACACAAUAGCACAAAUGCAACUGACCUUUUGAUCAAAAGGUGUGUGUUUUUAAGAUAGAAAUAGUUCAACUUUAUCAUUGUUAAAUGCUAAGUGGUUACCUUUGUGCCACUGUCUGGGGUUUAGGUUUCUUUGAAGCUUUACUGACUCCAUCCUCUGCUCUCUACACUAACAAGGAGCUGCUUUAAAAUCGAAUGCUAAAUGUCACUGCCCCAGUACGCCACAAACCAGCUUCGAUUUGAAUCAAGAACAUGCACAGACCUUUGCAGAUGGUAAAAAUGAAUAUAACAAACAAUAUGAAAACACUUAUCUUUAGUAAAUGAACUUAAUCAAAUGUAUUUUGAUUUUAAUCUGAACCAAAAGAGACUGCAAACUAUCAGAAUAUAUUUUCUCUAGCAUUUUCUAAAAAUAAAUAAAUAAUUGAUGUGAAUUUUAAGGAUUACUUUAGAGAUAUUAACAGGAGUUAGAAGAAUUUUUUUUUUUUAGUCACCGCCUUAUUUUGUGUUCAUGUCUCCAUGUUGUAUCUAUGUUUGAAAUAUUGAUUAUUGAUCAUUCUGGCAGCUUUAUGAAUCUCUCCUGUUUCUAGUCAGUUGUAUUAUGGCUAACUAAAAAAAGCAUAUCAUGCAUUAGCAUACAGGGCAUUCUUGAUUGAAUUGGUUUGGUAGUCAACUGACUCGCUGUAAUGCAACCUUUGACUUUGACCCCCUUCAAUCAAUGUCAACCGAUGUUACUCAGCCCUUUCAUUUGAAGGAUUUUUUACAUGUUGAUCCCACGUAGUACUUCUCAUUAGUCAUUCCCUCUUUACAUCACAGCCUGGAGCAGUUUUAGAUCACAUGUUUACUUUAUAUGUUUCUCCAGCCUCCUCUCAUGCUGCGUCUGCCCCUACCAUUUGAUGGUCUGAAUGACCAUCACUGAAUCUAAAGACUAAAGAUUCUCGGUAUGGAGCCAGGAGUUGGCCACGGGACUAAUUAUAGGUAUAUACGUAAAUGUACCUUUCACACUGCAAGUUGAUUUUCAUAGCACUUUGAAAGGAAUAUACAGUGACUGCCUAGAUGGUACAAAUAACAUAUAAUACAGUACAAAAUGAAAUAAAUGCCGUAAGUUGUAAAUGAUUGAAAGAUGCUUCAAACCCUUUUAUUGGCAUCUACCAGCAGCAGCGCAGACAUGUAACAGAACUGACCACUACUAAAUUUGAUCAUUAGAAGAGUUGUGCAUGUUGCAGCUUUGGAAGAUGGAAUUUAUUUACAGUCAGUGAAGAGUCUGGAUCUAGACCUGACCACUCACCUCUGCUACCUCACAAGUGUGGUAUCAUCUCUGGAUGCUCCUUUAACCCAUACUUGAAAUAAAUAAGACACCAUUACAUUGUAGUCCUCAGGACUACAUGUAAUGUAACUGCUUGCACUGCUUGACAUGUGUCGUAUCAGCACAGCCCCCACUGGGCCAUGCUGACUUGUGGUAAUCCAGGGUGAGUGCACUGUAUCUGUCCAAAAGUACAAAUUCAAUAGAUUUUUCUGGCUUCUCUCCUCUCAUGAUAAAGAUGCAAGGGAAACUGUGUCUGGUCGGGUUCUACGUUGUUUACAUUUCUGCUGCUCCUUGUAACCAGGAAAAGUCCAAUACAGGCCAGAACAUGAUUUACGGUAUAUUCUAGAACUCCAGCUUGUUGGCUUCUCCCAUUUGAAAUUUGUCUUUCAUGCACUACAGAGUAAUGGAAUAGCCAGGUCAUGAUAUUUCAAACAGAAUACCUAAGCUGUUGCUCUCCAUUGAAGAACCAUAGAGCUUGUGUGACCUCUUUUUGACCAUUAACUACAAACUAUAUGAACUGUACAUUACUGCCAGCUAUUUUCAAAGCAUGUUUUUAAUUGAAUUGAACACAAGUCAUCUCUCAACAUAUUUCCUCAUUGAAAUGAUGAGUUGAGUAAAUGUGCAUUUUGAUUCGGUGGCUCUUAUUUGCGUUGAAAUACAAUCAAACAUGAUAUUUUUUCUGAUCAAAUCAAGUCCAGUUAGAGACUGCAUAGAUCUGUAAAGUCUGUGCAAGUUGGACGAUGUAAACAGAAGUUAAGAAAUCUCAGAGAAAAAGGACAAAGAGAGUAAUGAAGUUGAGUCUUCUCGUCCUAAAAUUGUCACAAAAUGAAAUUUUUUUGCCUUGACUCAUCAAGAAAUCUCUAUAAUGUCUUCUUUAUUUCAAGCAUAUAUAGACACCAUAGAUUGAUAUCCUUACUACUGUAAAAAAAACAUCCAACUUCAAAUGUCCAUAUUAACUUUGUCACUGUUAAAACAAUACAGAAUAAUAAAAUAAAACAGAUACUGGCAUUCUGGGAUAUGAAAAUGAAGCAUUUCAUUGAAUUUCUUCACAAAUUAAAAAUGUAUCAAUAGACUAAAUUGCAAAAGUACUUAUUGGAUCUUUUGAUUGUACAAUUAAGGCAAUUUCAAAAAGAUCUUUACAUUUGUAUUAAUUAUUAUAUAUAUUGUAUUUGAUUAAUGUAUUUGAAAUUAUUAAUUUAUGGACAGAUGUUUGUAAUUUGAAGUAUUCAUUGAUUAAUUCAUAUUUUCAUUUGUAAAUUAUUUUUAUAAUCAAUUUUAUCGACCCUUAAAUAUCAAAUAAUAUAUUUCUGUAUCUGUAUGUUUAUCUAUGUUUAAGUUAUAUAGUACAAAUACUUACAGUACAAACUUCACACUCCAAACUGUAAAUGCAGCAGAACAUUCAUUUGUGAGUGAAUUUGCUGAAAUGACUUCAAAUCAGCAGCUGCCUGGUUCGACAUCAGUCUGAAACCAUAGUAGAUGCUUUGAAAAAUGAAUGGCAGUAAUGUAAUGUCAAGUAAAUGGGGAAAAGAUGCAAAACCAUCUGUAUGGUUCUUUAAAUUGGAUCCAGGAAGACAAAAGUAAUACGAUGGUAAAAGGGCACGAGUGUCUUUUCAGAAUCAUUUGCCUUCAGUCAAAGCAACCGUCUUUUUUCAGUGCUGCAUUUACGUCAGCUCGAAAGAACCAGUUGAGUUAAUCCUAUCAGUCACUCCAGCUGUCAGAGUUUCUUAAACGAAACUGAACUCACCAGCUCAAAGAUGAGCCGAGCUUCAUUUUUUUAUAUCGACACAUACUCUGCCACUGGACACAAAUGCAGCAUUGAGGAAAGGAAACGGUGUCACAUGUUUUACCAAAAGCACAGACGUAAAAACUAUCUGUGGUUCUGAUUGGCUGUAACAUCCUUCAGCCAUUUUCUUCCUGGUGAGGACUUUUGAUCUACUUAAGUGUCUUUGUGUGAUGCCUGGUGUAAAUGCACGGUUGGUAUGACUGGCUGUGGAAUACCAUCCAUGAUAAAGAGUAAAAGGUGUGACGUGUGAAUGCUUGUGGCAUGCUGUUGUUGCUGACAUCAUGAAAUCCAAACGUUUUGAUGGAUAGAGAGUUGGGCUCGAGCGCUUCAGCUUCUCAACCGCUGUUGGAUUUCCAGGAAGCCACAAACUCACUUUCAAAACGUGGGGUUUUCUGAGAGGCUGAACCUGCUCCGCCCGGAUGAGCUCCACAUGGAUGUGGAGCUUUUCAUCUUCACAGUGUGGGUUUUGAGAAUGUUUGAAUUUUGAUAUACUGGAUUUAACACAUCUUAUAUAUGAGCCUGAAACAGAACAGAAAAUAUCAUAGUGUACAUAUGGAGAGGAACAUCCCUCAACACCUAUAAACCUGAUAAUCAUUAUUUUUUCAACAAUAAAAAUACUAAUCAAAGUA